UCUAAAGUGUAUCUAAAGUAUUUCGUGGGUAUACAUCUACAUAAAAUCUAUCUUUAACCGUAGAGUGGAAACUGUGCAAAUUUUGUUAGUGGUUAUCGGUGGUGAACGGAAGUUGCAUUGCGACGGUACUGCGCCACGACGACUUUUGCCACGAUGGCUGAAGAGACUGACACAAACGAUAAAGCGACGAUGGAAAGUAUAGUGCAAAACAUACUCGAGGUCAGUACCGGAGAUGGGUCUACGUCAAACGAAGUAGCUGCAUUAGAGUUUCAAGCUUCGCAGGUGAUAUCGAGGCUCGAGGAAGCUGUCGAAAAGGAGGCUGACGGUGGCGGUACCACCUGGAACAAUCCCUCUGGGUUCCUCUCGCAAUCAAAAACUCCCGACGAAAUAUUAACUUUAAUUCAGGACUUGGUAAUUCACGAAGAUGCUCCCCAAGAGGUGAAAGAUGAUACAACGGAAACAGCAACGAGUCAAGUGACUACUUUACCAACAUUAACAAAGCCAGCAAAAUUAGCGUUAAUCGCACACACUGUUUCUGCUUAUGCGCUCGCACUUCCAAAAUCACACGCUCAGAGAUUAGCCGGUCGAUUGACCGCAGAUACAACCAGAUGGCUAAGUCAUAUUUUCCGUUUCGUCGAUUGCGCCUCUUCGUUUCACGAAGAUCAUCUGGAAGGUUUAGUCAGAGUGACCAGGUUGGCUCUACACAGAAAAUAUCAUCGGUAUAUGGAGGAAGGUUUCACCGCGCUUGCGGCCUCACCACCUUUAAUUUACAGUUCUGUGGUCGCACCUUUAGGUGUGGUUCAACAUCUGUGCAAACAGCUUUCUUUGCCACUUCAUUGCGUAAGACCCAUCCCCCAUAACACAAUGUUUGGAUCGCGAUAUAGCAUGGACGUGUCAGCUUUGGAACGCCGACUCGCGGAAGACACGCAAUCAAAUAGCGUGACACCGCUCCUGGUAUUGGCAGAGGCGGGUUCAGUAUUAACGGGACACUGCGACAAUAUCGCUAGAUUGCGUGCAAUUUGCGAUAAAUACAAUGUCUGGCUUCACCUUAGAGGUCAUUCUUUAGCCGCGUUAGCGUUAAAUAAUUCUGCGAAGGAUCUGCCUUCGAAGAUCGCAGAUAGCGUUACGUUACCUCUUGGAAUAUGGCUUGGUAUACCAUCACUACCGGUAGUAACAUUGUAUAGAUUAAUAGAUACGAAAGGUGGUCGACCUAAUCCAAGAGACACAACUUUGUCUCUGGUGUCGGGUUUAAUGACAGAUUCGUUGUCAAGACGUUUACCCACUUUACCCUUGUGGGCCACGUUGCAAGUGUUAGGUAGAGACGGUGUACAUAAUAGAUUAAAGAGAUGCUUUUUGGCUGUGGAGGAAUUAUACAAUAAAAUUAAGAAAUUCCCUUGCAUAAGGAUACUGAGUCAACCACCCGGAGGAGAAACAGGGUCCUAUACCAUAAACGAGCUCCUAACCAACCCCGUGAAUAAUCCACAACUAUUCGAAGCUGUAGCCAGUGUAUUAGUGUUUCAAUUUGUACCUGCAGACAGGGAUUCACAGACAACAGAACGUGUUCCUCCUUAUUACGAUAGAUUAAAUUCCUGGUUGGGACAAAUUCUUCAAAGAGACAUCGAAAACGUACAAAUAGAGCUGUGUGAAAUAGAACAUCAUGGUAUUGCGAUUCGUAUUUGUCCUCUAGAAAAUCCAGACGAACCUCCUACGACCGAGGAUAUAGAUAACGUAAUAGCUUGUUUGGAACAGCAGAUGGAAAUAUUAGAGGCAACGGUUGAGCAUAAAGCAACGUUCGUGCGAUUAGUCUCAGAGAAUGACUCUUUACAUUUCGUAGAAAUGCCUGAUUGGGCAGGUUUAGGCGGUGUACGAUACGCACCUCCUACUUGGAUCCACGUUAUGACCGAUCAGGCAAAAGAGGAAUUGAACAGAUUAAACACGCAAUUAGUCGAAACUUUACAGGACACAGACGCGGCAUUUUCUUUAGGAGAAGGCGCCGACGGCUUAGCUUGUGUACGAUUUGGUAUGGUUACACAAGAUACAGAUGUGGUCGAAUUACUAUCCUUGGUUCUACAAGUCGGUCAAAAAAUGGAAGCUAGCUCCAAGCUAUUGGAUACUAUAUCCGAAGUGGUGAAAAGAGGCAUCGAAGCAGCACAGACGGACUUGGAAAGAGAAAAUGCAGAAAAAUUAUGGCAAGAAGGUAUUCUUAGACACGUGCCAGUUGUUGGAACUUUCGUCAAUUGGUGGAGUCCACCUUCGAAAGAAACUGGAGUUCGUGGACGUAGUUUAAAUUUACAAGCCGGAGUUGUCGAGAGUACAGAGAAUAUUUACAAAUAUCACAUGCAAUUACAACCAAACUCCAUGGUGAUUAAUGGAUCUGGCGCUAGAACUCCACCGCAGCCCCUUGUACAGACUCCAGUUGGCGCUGGUAGCCAAAGUCAUAGUCGUUCAUCGAGCCAUUCCAGUUUACAGAGCGGCAAAAGUAUCUCUGUAAUCACAAACACCGUGCCUCACCCGCAAGUAAAAGAAGAAUCCGGUGAGGUGAAGUCGUAGUGAACAUUAAACGAUACGAUUAAUCGAAGAAGAUUCAGUUCGUUAAGUUCAAAUCCCUGAACUUGGCAAAGGAGUGAUACUCUAGGUGAAACGAUCGAGCGUUUUCGGUAGAAGCUACCCUUUACAUUCUCAGAGCACAGCAAAAGAAUUAGCGUUUCUAAAGCGUUGAGGAGCUUAAUAAAUCGACAAAGGUAAAGCCACGCUAUCCUCCCUGUCUUUCUUUUUUCAAUAAACUAUUUUAUGCUACUUUUCUGUCA
Messenger RNA from Bombus pascuorum, 2807 nucleotides. RefSeq names its product pyridoxal-dependent decarboxylase domain-containing protein 1. The record is from RefSeq and is a predicted model, not a curated record. Gene Ontology annotation, biological process: carboxylic acid metabolic process. Gene Ontology annotation, cellular component: intracellular membrane-bounded organelle. Bases 154 to 2550 code for a protein of 798 amino acids. NCBI's taxonomy places the organism in Eukaryota, Metazoa, Arthropoda, Insecta, Hymenoptera, Apidae. Gene Ontology annotation, molecular function: pyridoxal phosphate binding; carbon-carbon lyase activity. The transcript is spliced from 10 exons.